GACGUAACUCUCGAUUUAUUUCCUACUCCAUUAUUUAUCUGAAGAUCUUUCUUUCGCUUAGUGUCCUCUAAGCCAAGGUUGUGUCGUCUGAACACAUGCAAUAUAUUGCUCUAAAUUAAUUCAGCUGAACCUUCGAAGCCCUUACGCUAUAUAGUUCCCCCAGCCGAAGUUGGGACUUCCACUAUGUCACCUUUUCUUUACCACUUCUCCUUGACCGGGUCCUCAUCCACAUCAUGCUGUGUGCAGACGUGAAGUUUGUGGUUUUUCUCUCGAACCACGAGGUAACAGCCGCAUCCUUUGCUGGUGGUGCUGUUUACCUAUCACCACCACCAUCAUCCUCGAACUUGAUAAAUAAUUGUGUCGAAGCCAAACACACGCAAUGUCAGUCCCGCUUAACUUCUUUAGCUCUAUGAUGCUUCAAGCCAGACGUCCCAUCCGACGAUAACAUGUCACUCAUACCACGCUGUUCGACGCUUUGCCGUCCGAGCUGCCUCUUUUCCUGUUUGAUCAAGCAUUAUUCAUCUCACCCAAAGACAGUUUCAUCAAAACUACAGAAGAAGAAGCUUUUCCGUGAAAUUUGCAAUCACAAAGAAUUGGUGGCCUUGUUGAAUGCUCGUCUAAGCCACUUGCAGGGAUCCAGUGAUGAAUUCCAUGUCCUUCGACCGGCACACCACGAUGGCAGUUUUGAGGACCGUUUGCAAGAGCUUCGUUAUUUUUACGAUAGUGCACCAAUUGGUUUUGAAAGAUCAGUGAGUGAGUGUCCACUUUCGGGCAUUACUCCUGAUUUUAUAAAAGAACUCGUGACAACACAGCAGAAACUGACAGAAAUCAGCAGUGAUGUGUGGCAUCAAGACUACAAAUCAUUCCACAAUCAAAUGAUGGCUGUCAUUAAGAAAUCAAAAGGGAAGAAGAAACAACCUGUUUCUUUAAAAACCACAAAACGAAACUUAAACUUAAAGGCAUCACGGAAAGGAAAAAAUGUUGCUGAUAAAUUACACAAACAAAAAGAACUGUACCAAACUGUUGUUCCUACAUUGGUCUCUCCUCUUGGGGAAUGGUCUGCCACUGAAGAAGAUCUUGCCUCUGGAAAGUUUUCUACCUCAGAAGAAGUUUCUGUCCCAGGAGGGGAUUUUGUCAAUGACUUGAAAAUUAUGCAUGAUGGUCAAUUUGUCAGUGAUGAAGAAGUCCUCCUAUCUGAAAGGAGUCAGGCACAUUUGUACAGUGACAUAGACACAGAGGAGGUUAACAGUUUUACAGACACUUCAAACCAGAUGGUUCCUGGUUCAGUAGAUCCUAAACCCUGCUCUACGCCAGAUGCUAAUUUGGAUUCACAAAAUGCCGUUACAACAGCAGCUGCUACUGUCAGUACUGCUAAUACCAAAGCCAAGACCAAAUCUCGAAGCAAAAAGCCACUCAUAAAUCUAAAAAAAAGUCGAAACUUAGAGAGAUGGCGGCAGAACCCGGUUGAAAUGAACUUGAUGUUCAAUAAUGACUUAGAGGCUUAUGUCAAUGCUUGUCUCUUCUCUGGAAUGGUGAACAAAGCUUUGGCCAUCAUCAAGUUCUAUAACUACCAACACAAGCACCGACCGGCUGAAGUUACACUGAAGAUCAUAAAACCAGAGAUUUAUAGCAACAUCAUGCAUGCACUGGCUAAACAGGGAAAUUUUGAUUCCAUCCAGGAGCUCUUUAAGAUGAUGAAGAUCCAUUUGAAACCAACCUUGCAGUGUUAUGCUGCUUGUCUUGAAUGCCUUGGCAGGAAAGAUUCUCCAGAUUUUCAGCUUGGGGAACAUAUUCUUCAGGAUUUAAAGAGAGACGGUUACUCUGCAUCACAGAUAUUUGACAGUUGUACAUUCAGGAGAGAUGAAAGACAAUAUGUAUUAAAGGCUCUGAAACUGAUCAGUCUUGAUUAUGAACCAUCUAGCAAAGAAAUCAAUAUGAAAUAUUCACGAAAUAUACUUCAAGACUUGAAUACUCCUCCACUCCUUGAUACGAUGAUUGAAAAGAAUCCUUAUCAUGGAGUAGUGGAUAACGACCAUCUGAAGAAACAGUUAUUGUUACAGCAUAAGCGGGAAUGUGAUGACCAUGUGGUGCUAAAGUCUGUUAUCAACCAAGAGAAAAGCCAGUCUUCAACUAAACCGGUUCUUGAGAAGCUGUUAAGUAAAUGGAAGGGAGAUCUGGAAGCUGGCUUCAAAAGGAAGAUUAAUAUCUAUGAAAACAAGAAAUAUGAGAAUUCUAUGACCCUCUAUCCUUACCUGAAACUGUUCCCUGUCAAAGACUAUGUGAACAUCAUGUUAAGAGAAGCUCAGCGUUUGGCUAGUGAUUCAGAGGCAUUCAGCCCUAGCCUCAAUUUCCUCUGGUUACGUAUGGGCAACAAGGUUUACUAUCGCUUUCUUAUUGAAGAUAAAAUCAACUCUUUGGUUUCCAAAAAGACUGUCCACUUAUACAAUGAGUAUAUUGAAAAAUACAAUGAAGAACAACCCGAAAUGGUCAAUCAUCGACUUAUUUGGUUGAAUCUGAUGAAGGAACACAGUGAUGGGCCAUCUUUGGAUGUUCCUCUCAAAACCUGGCCUCUUCAUGUGGUUAAAGGGGUCGGAAGGAUUCUGUUUGACAUAAUUCUAUAUGACUUACAUAUUGAGCUGAACCGAGACAAAGACAAAAGUAACAGUCAAAAACAUAUCCCAGCCUUUUACACAGUUUAUCGGAAUUACAGCUUCAUCACAAAGGAAGAAGUUAAGCCUCAUCCAAAAACAAUGAAAAUAUUCCAAACGAACAACACAUCAGAACUGGUGUUCGACACGGUAGCAUUGCCAAUGCUUGUACCACCUGUCCCGUGGAUAUCAGAAAACCUAGGAACCAAUCUGCUAGCCACUACUAAACUGGUCCGCCUGGCAGAUUCCAUGCAUUCUCAGAAUAAACUCAGCCAAGUCACCCAUAGUUCUUCUGAAGAACUGUCAGCUGUCUUUGAUGGUUUAAAUAUUCUCAGUGCUUGUCCUUGGACCAUUAAUAAACCUAUUCUGGACUUAAUUAUUAAAAUAUUCAACAACAAAGGUAACAAAAACCUAGAUAUUCCACCGCCAUCCUCAGAGUGUCCACCAUAUCCUAAAAUAACAAGUGAUAUGACAGUUCAGCAACGGUCACAAGCUCAGAGGUUGCGUAUAAAACUGAAGCAACAGAGUGCUGAGAUGUACAGUUUGUGGUGUAAUGAGCUUUAUAAACUCUCCAUUGCCAACCAUUUCCGAGAUGAAGUGUUCUGGUUUCCUCACAGUAUUGACUUCCGAGGACGAACAUAUCCUUGCCCUCCUCAUCUUAACCAUUUAGGCAGUGAUGUUUCUCGAAGUAUUCUCUGCUUUGCUAAAGGCCAAAAACUUGGUCCUCAUGGUUUAGACUGGUUGAAGAUUCACCUUGUUAAUCUCACAGGUUUUCAGAAAAGAGCAUCCAAUAAAGAGAGACUCCAGUUUGCUAACGACCAUUUGGAAGAUAUACUGGAUUCUGGGGACAAUCCAAUGGAGGGAUCAAAAUGGUGGCAGGCAUCAGACAACCCAUGGCAGACUCUGGCUUGUUGUAAGGAAAUAGCCAAAGCUAUUAGAUCUCCUAACCCAUCAGAAUUUAUUAGUCACUUACCGGUACAUCAGGAUGGAUCCUGUAAUGGUCUUCAACAUUAUGCUGCUCUUGGGCGUGACCAGGCUGGAGCUGAGUCAGUGAACCUCUGCCCAUUCAACCAUCCUAAAGAUGUCUACAGUGAUAUUUGUGAGCUGGUGGAGAAGGAGCGUCAGAAAGAUGCUGAAAAUGAUAUUGCGGUGGCCCAAAAGCUGGAAGGAUUUGUGAAGAGGAAAGUUAUCAAACAGACAAUCAUGACUACAGUGUAUGGUGUGACCAAGUAUGGUGCUAAACAUCAGAUCCUGAAACAACUGAAAGAUCUGCCGUCAUUCGACCAAGAUUACCUGUGGGCUGCCUGUAUAUACCUUACAGAUAAGACCUUCUACUGCCUUAAUGAAAUGUUCACAGCAGCCAGAGACAUUCAGAUAUGGCUGACACUGUGUGCCCACCAGAUUUCUACAGUUUGUCAACAACCAGUCAACUGGACAACUCCUCUUGGAUUGCCAGUUGUGCAGCCCUAUCACAAAAUUACUUCCAUGCAGCGUUGGGGUGUCUCGCAUAGCAAUCUGUCUUCAACUUUUGAAAAGCCAAACUCUGUGAAACAGAAGAAUGCAUUUCCUCCCAACUUCGUCCAUUCUUUAGACUCUACCCACAUGUUGCUGACAGCCCUGCACUGUAUCAGGUCAGGAAUAACAUAUGUAUCUGUUCAUGAUUGUUUUUGGACUCAUGCAUCAAGUGUUGAAAUAAUGAAUCAGAUAUGCCGUGAACAGUUUGUAGCACUGCACAAUGAACCAAUUCUAGAAGACCUCUCAAAACAUCUCAUUGACACCUACUGUUCCAAUGUAAGGAAACAACAGAUCCGUCAAGAAGACUUUAAUCAUCUGCUUUCCAUUUUCAGUAACGUCCCUCACAAAGGAGAAUUCCAACUUGAGAAAAUUCUGCAAUCUACUUAUUUCUUCAGCUGAACAUGGAAUUUUGAAGAUAGAUUCCUUAAACUGUUUUCUUCUAUGAAUAUUGGAAAUGGUGGAAGAUGCUGACAACCACUAAUCAAAAGCUCUGUAUUUAUGCACUCACUCACUCACACACACACACACACACACACACACACUGAUGUUUCUGUUUUGUAAAAAAAUGAAGUUUUUUCCAUUAUUUGGACUGCUGUGAUAUUUGAUAAAAUAUAUAAGAUACUAAACUAGAAUAAAAAAAAAAACCAGAUUCUUUUAUGAGAAUAAAAGAACAAAAAUUUUCAGUCUGGCUGUGAAUAAUAUUGUGGAAUAAAACAUAUUUUUGUGUUGAUGGGUGGAAGGUAGGGUAUAAAAGGGAUAAGGUUUGGAAGGGGUGCUGUAAUGAAACGAAAGAAGUUAGAUCCAGGAGAGAAAAAGAAUUAUCUGUUUGUGAUAUAAUUUCAACAUGGUAUGAUUGUUAAACAAAUACCGUGUGUGUGUGUGUGUGUUAGCAGUGCAUUAAGAUUCUUGUACAGGUGCUAUUUGGUAUUACAGCAGAGCAUGUCCUCUCGUAUGUGUGUGUGUGUGUGCAUAUGCACAGGUAAACAAGCAUGCAUAUACUCAUUCAUAUAUCACAGGUCUGCUAGUUCAGAACUGACUUAAUGAUAUCAAAGAACAUUCUACCACAUUAACCAACAUGGGGACUCUUUGCAGACUUUUACUCUGCUUGAAAUAAUAACCAAAUCUCACUAAUAUUGUGCUAUGCUACCUCGAAAAUUGAUGUAUACAUUGACUAAUGUGUCCUUAUAAAUCAGGGGUGGGCGAACUUUUUUGAUUGCGGGCCGCACAGUGCGUCUUUGGAACCUUGGUGGGCCUCAUUUAUAAAAAUCAAGUGAAAAUAUUUUUAAAGGCGGUUAUAGACCUAUAAACACACAAUUGAUUGAAAGGAAAUUUUGUGAAAUAUUCCUCUCGGCGGGCCACAUGAAAACCUAUCGCGGGCCGUAGUUCGCCCACCCCUGUUAUAAAUAGUAGACUCAGUGUGUCUAAAAAGAUGGGAUAAUUGUGGCUGGAAGUUUGUCAUCAAAGAUUUGCUUGCUUACAGCAAUGAGAAUGAUGACAUUGAUAAUGUGGAGAAUUUUCUGUUCUUGUAGGCAAAAUUAUGAAAAUAUUUUGUUUAUAUUUUAAACUUUAGAUUGGUCUCAGACUGAAAUAAUGAGUUAAAAACAGAAUUUUAUAAAAUGAAUGAAGGCAAUAUUUAAAAAAUUUUCUUUGUGUCAGCGAAAAGUACUGCAUUAAAUUCAAUGUCCAAUAUACACAUGGACAUGCACAAAAUGAAGCAGUGUGUGUGUUUGUGUGUAUAGAAACUGAAAAUUUCAUUAAAUUAGACAGCAGGGUAACUGAGACUAUGAAUGGUCAGUACAUAUAUGGUCAUUCAUAGGAAAAAGACUAAGAUUUCAGAGAAAAAGUGCAAGAAAAGAAGGGAAAUUUUUCUGUCUCAAUAAACACGAACUCUACAUUA
Messenger RNA from Octopus sinensis (East Asian common octopus), 6060 nucleotides. Its product is annotated as DNA-directed RNA polymerase, mitochondrial. The coding region runs from base 447 to 4562 and encodes 1371 amino acids. Gene Ontology annotation, molecular function: DNA-directed RNA polymerase activity; mitochondrial promoter sequence-specific DNA binding; protein binding. The record is from RefSeq and is a predicted model, not a curated record. The transcript is spliced from 32 exons. Gene Ontology annotation, cellular component: mitochondrial DNA-directed RNA polymerase complex. Lineage: Eukaryota; Metazoa; Mollusca; Cephalopoda; Octopoda; Octopodidae. Gene Ontology annotation, biological process: mitochondrial transcription.